CUGGCAGACGGAGGGAGGGAGAAGUUGUCUGACCGGUCGCCAGUCUGGGACAACGGAACAAGGACUUGGAGGGAGACGGCGUCAUUACGGGAAAAAAACCUCGCUCUCCUGCAUCGUUCACUAUGCCGUUCAACUGAACGGCGACGGGAACAGACGCGCUUUUGACAGGCGGGGAGAGGUUUGGGAGGAGGUUUAACCUAUCCAUCACCUUGGAUGAGCUAGACGUCUCCCAGAGAUGCUCCACUUCCCGCGAGGACCUUCAAAUACCCUGCUCCUCCUCCUGCUGCUGCUGUCUUUCAUUUGAGUUUGCUUGUGUUGAACCUGCACGGACGAGAACGCGGUCAAGAAAAGUGCGUCUUUUUCCACUUCUUACCCCCCAUCCCUCCCGCUUCCACUUCCACCCCCCCACCCCCUUUUCUUUUUUUUUUUUUUAAUCACCAAAGGGAUUAAUUAUGCCGGACCAAAUCACCGUGGCAGAGUUUGUUGCAGAGACAAAUGAAGAUUACAAGUCGCCGACUGCGUCUAAUUUCACCACCAGGAUGUCCCACUGUAGGAACACGGUGUCUGCUCUGGAGGAGGCUCUGGAUGUGGAUCGCAGUGUUCUCUACAAGAUGAAGAAGUCGGUCAAGGCCAUCUACGCGUCUGGUCUGGCCCACGUGGAGAACGAAGAGCAAUACACUCAGGCUCUGGAGAAGUUUGGAGAAAACUGCGUGUACAGAGACGACCCGGACCUGGGCUCAGCCUUCCUCAAGUUCUCUGUCUUCACCAAGGAGCUCACUGCGCUUUUCAAAAACCUUUUUCAAAACAUGAACAACAUCAUCACCUUCCCUCUGGACAGCCUACUGAAAGGAGACCUGAAGGGUGUCAAAGGGGAUCUGAAAAAGCCUUUUGACAAAGCCUGGAAAGACUACGAAACUAAAGUCACCAAGAUCGAGAAGGAGAAGAAGGAGCACGCGAGGCAGCACGGGAUGAUCAGAACGGAAAUCAGCGGGGCGGAAAUAGCCGAAGAGAUGGAGAAGGAGAGAAGAUUCUUCCAACUGCAGAUGUGCGAGUAUCUCCUCAAAGUCAACGAGAUUAAAAUCAAGAAGGGCGUGGACCUGCUCCAGAACCUCAUCAAGUACUUCCACGCGCAGUGCAAUUUCUUUCAGGAUGGUCUGAAAGCAGUGGACAACCUGAAACCUUCCAUAGAGAAGCUGGCCACGGAUCUGCACACGAUUAAACAAGUGCAGGACGAGGAGAGGAAGCAGCUAACUCAGUUACGAGACGUCCUCAAGUCAGCGCUACAAGUGGAGCAGAAGGAGGAUUCCCAGGUGCGGCAGACCACCACCUACAGCCUGCACCAGCCGCAGGGCAACAAGGAGCACGGCACUGAGCGGAGCGGCUUUCUUUACAAGAAAAGUGAUGGGUUGAGGAAAGUGUGGCAGAAGAGAAAGUGCACAGCAAGGAACGGAUAUCUCUCCAUCGCACAUGGCACGGCCAACCGUCCACCAGCCAAGCUCAACCUGCUCACCUGCCAGGUGAAACACAAUCCUGAAGAAAAGCGAAGCUUUGACCUCAUAUCACAUGACAGAACGUAUCACUUUCAGGCCGAGGACGACCAGGACUGUCAGAUCUGGAUCUCGGUGCUGCAGAACAGUAAAGAGGAGGCCUUGAAUCAGGCUUUUAAAGGGGACCAACGUGUUGGCGAGAACAACAUUGUGCAGGAGCUGACCAAGUCGAUCCUGGGGGAGGUCAAGAGGAUGACUGGAAACGAUGUGUGCUGUGACUGCGGAGCUCCCAAUCCGACGUGGCUGUCCACCAACCUGGGAAUCCUCACCUGUAUUGAAUGUUCAGGGAUCCACAGGGAGCUGGGAGUCCACUACUCCCGGAUCCAGUCUCUCACUCUGGAUGUACUCAGCACCUCAGAGCUCUUGCUGGCCAAGAAUGUGGGGAAUGCAGGGUUUAAUGAGAUCAUGGAGGCUUGUUUAAGUGCUGAAAACGUGGUGAAACCCAACCCAGCGAGCGACAUGCAGGCGAGGAAAGACUUCAUCACAGCCAAGUACACGGAGAAACGUUUCGCCAAGAAGAAGUGUCCGGACGGCCCGUCGCGGCUCCACACGCUGUGCGACGCGGUCAAGGCCCGAGACAUCUUCUCCCUCGUCCAGGUCUACGCAGAGGGAGUCGAGCUCAUGGAGCCCAUACCUCUCGCCAACGGACAUGAGCAAGGAGAGACGGCCCUUCAUCUGGCAGUCAGGCUGGUGGAUCGGACGUCUCUCCACAUUGUUGACUUCCUCACUCAGAAUAGUUUAAAUUUGGAUAAGCAGACGGCCAAAGGGAGCACAGCGCUGCACUACUGCUGCCUGACCGACAACAGUGAAUGUCUGAAGCUGCUGCUGCGAGGAAAGGCCUCCAUCGAUAUCCCUAAUGAGGCCGGGGAGACGCCGCUGGAUAUCGCUCGGAGACUCAAACACCUGCAGUGCGAGGAGCUGCUGAACCAGGCGCUGGCAGGAAAAUUCAACGCUCACGUCCACGUUGAGUACGAAUGGCGUUUGCACCAUGAAGACCUGGAUGAGAGCGACGAGGAUCUGGACGAGAAGCCGAGCCCUCACCGGAGAGAUGAGCGACCGGUCAGCUGUUACGCUCCGGGCAGUAAUUCUCACCUCCAGUCCAGCCUGGCAUCUGCAGGUCGGGACGCUGUCAGCCUCAUCAAAGAAAAACAGCGACCCUACAUGCCCAACCUGGUCAACAACGAGACUUACGGCACCAUACUCAACACCGGUUCCCCUCAGACAACUGCAACCUCUGCUCCACCCCUGCCCCCCAGGAACCUGGCCCAGCUAUCUGCCCUGGGAGGGAGCACUCAGUCUUCCAGCAGCUGGAAACCAGGUUCUUUAGAUCUGGUAGGCCGACAACGGUCUUCCUCUGACCCCCCCAACAUGCACCCUCCCGUUCCCCCCAUAAGGCUCACUUCCACUGUAGGUCUUGGUCUUCCUGUGACGAAGAUGGACCCCAUGAGCAUCCAGUCCAAGUCGGGUCAGGGCCCGCUGGGGUCCAGGACAGUUCCGCCUAAAUCUCCUGCUGGCAAUGAUAAAAGCUUCAGCCGAGGGUUCCCGACUCGAACAGAAUCCAUAGAGCGGGCGGCUAAGGAAGAGUCGGGAUGCCCCCAGAACUCCAUGGGUCAGCCUCUUCCUCCAGCCCCCAUGCCGAGGAAGGCCCACCCAAAACAGAGGCCUAAGCGAGUGAAAGCCAUCUACAACUGUGUAGCCGACAACCCUGACGAACUGACCUUCUCUGAGGGCGAGGUGAUCGUGGUGGAUGGAGAGGAGGACCAGGAGUGGUGGCUGGGCCACAUUGAAGGUGAUCCGAUGAGAAGAGGUGCCUUCCCUGUUACGUUUGUGCACUUCGCCGCUGACUGAAAGGCCGCCGGGGCUGGCAGGAUACGUUACGGGAUGCAGCGUCCUCCUUUAUCAUUCUGUCUCCCAGGCAUCAGAUUAUCUGUCGUCUAUGCAUUUUUAUAAUUUUUUUUUCUUUUUGCCGUCAUUGUCUUCACUGGCUUCUCAUCACUGCUGUAUCGGCACUUUGGCUACAACUUUGCGUCGUGCAACCGCUGCAGAGCAGUCUGGGUGUCACCAAGGACCCAUGGGAUAGUUCUUUUGUUUUUUCCUUUUUUUUUUUGAUGCCUGCUGUUGAUGUUCCUAACAAAGAUUCUGAAAUUAAAAGCUAUGAUUGUA
Cololabis saira (Pacific saury) is the source of this 3710-nucleotide messenger RNA. It is a transcript of the gene asap2a, whose product is annotated as ArfGAP with SH3 domain, ankyrin repeat and PH domain 2a. Gene Ontology annotation, biological process: positive regulation of GTPase activity. The transcript is spliced from 28 exons. The coding region runs from base 453 to 3395 and encodes 980 amino acids. Gene Ontology annotation, cellular component: cytoplasm. Gene Ontology annotation, molecular function: GTPase activator activity; protein binding. NCBI's taxonomy places the organism in Eukaryota, Metazoa, Chordata, Actinopteri, Beloniformes, Belonidae. The record is from RefSeq and is a predicted model, not a curated record.